AUGGCGCAGGCUGAAAUAAAGAUUCCAGAAGCAUUUGUCAAGCUGUUGAUAUGCAGCCAUGGGCAUCUUGGAGGAGCAACAGCAACAAAGAACUUCGACAGGUACAUCCACGGAACAAGGGCGCGCGACAACAUCAAGAUUAUUGACAUAAAUGCGAUGUGGGAGAAGCUUAUUAUUGCAGCAAGGGUGUUUUGCAGCCUGAGCUAUCCGUCUGAUGUUGUUGUGGUGUCAACAAAGGCAUUUGGCAGGAAGCCGGUGAUGAAGUUUUGCGAGGCAGUGGGUGCAACUGCGAUUACGGGAAGGUUUGUUCCUGGAUCGUUUACGAACUCUGUGGUGAAGAAGAAGUAUGAUCCGAGGAUACUGAUAGUUUCUGACACAUAUGCAGACAAGCAGGCUAUUGCAGAGUCGCUGUACUGCAAUCUGCCGACUAUUGCGUUUACAAACACAGACAACUCGCUGAAUGGGAUUGAUGUUGCGAUCCCGAUGAAUAACAGGUCGCCAACUGCAAUAGGAGCAGGGUUUUUUAUUCUUUCGAGACUGAUUAAUUACAUGAAGACGGGGGCUGAGCUUGAUCGAGACAUGAAGGAGGUGGAGCUGUUUUUCUUUAGAGAUAGCGUUGAGCUUGAGCAGAUUGCAGAGGAGCAGGGCCUUGUAGAUGCACCUGAAGGCAUGGCACAGGGCGGAAGCGAUGCGAUAUCUGGAAGGAUGCCUGAGGAAUGGAGUGGAUUCUAA
Molecule: messenger RNA, 732 nt
Organism: Ordospora pajunii
Lineage: Eukaryota; Fungi; Microsporidia; Ordosporidae
Exons: 1
Coding region: 1-732 (243 amino acids)
Biological process (GO): ribosomal small subunit assembly; translation
Cellular component (GO): cytosolic small ribosomal subunit; ribosome; 90S preribosome
Molecular function (GO): structural constituent of ribosome
Source: RefSeq, a predicted model, not a curated record